AUGGGGUGGCGUGCAUCGGGCGCAUCGGGCGCUAGACGGGGUUCCCUUCCAGGCGGGAAAGACGCCUUCGGACCGGGGCCCCGAGAGGCCGCUGAUGGGCGAGCAAUCCCGUGCGCCCCGCUGGGCGGCACGCGCGCCGUUGACAGCAUUAGGAUUACAUGGCUUUGGAGUGUAAACAAGAUCGGUUCUCUGUCAGAUUUUCAAUGGUGUCGCAACCUUCAAGAACUGUACGUGCGGAGGAACGAAAUCAGAGACCUCAAUCAGGUGUGCUACCUGCGGGACCUACCUCGUUUGCGAUCUUUGUGGCUUGACGAGAACCCCUGUUCAUCAUGCGAAUUGUACCGGGUGACGGUGCUGCGAGCGCUGCCGCACCUGCAGAAGCUGGACAACGUGCCGGUGGCCCCGGAGGAGGUGCAGGACGCGCUGCGCCGCGGCGUCGAGCUCUGCCACCCGGAGGACGCCCGCGCCAACGAGGUGCCCCAGCAGCACCAGCACCAGCACCUGCACCAGCAGCAGCAGGUGCCGAUGCCAGACUCUCGCCAGCAUAGCCCUGCGCGACAGGAGCAGCGCAGCCCGCCGCGGCGCCACGCGCCCUCCGACCCGGACCCGGACUCCGAGCCCGAAGCGCAGCAGCCGGCCGGCCUCUUCUACGACACGGACCGGCGCAACGCCAACUACGAGCCGGACGCCACGGCGGGGUAUGGCCGUGCUGUGAAUAACCAAUAUCACAACAACAUUUAUGACAGUCCCGUGCCCUUCCCUUGCAUCCCAUCCCCCCUGGCGCGGUGGCGCUCGACGUGUUGGCGGGUCCUAACUGCAUGCGGUGUUGGCGCGCGGCUCUGCGGCGGCGGCGGCGGCUGUCGUCGUCGUGGCGGCGGUGGUGGUGGCGAUGGUGGUGGUGAUGGCGGUGAUGGCGGCCAGCGCGGCCCCCACACGGACGCGGGCGAGUCGCCCAGCCCCGCCGACGAGCUGAGCUCGUCGCUGGCGUCGCCCGGCUCCUCCCUGCACUCGCAGACCCCGUCCAAGAACUCAAAUAUAUUAUCUGCUGUACUCUGUCUGAUAAAAGAGCUAGAUUUCCCCAGCCUCGAAGUGGUUGAGGUUGCUGUGAGAUCAAGAAUGGAAGAGUUCUGAGACCAGCCUGUGAUUAAUGGCCCAGUUGACUUCUGACAUACAAAAUAAAUUAUUCUGUAUCAAAACACCUGUACUAAGGACAAUUUCAUUAGGAAGGAAACUGCAACACAUCCAAAUUAAUAGUGUUUCAGAAAUGUGUCCUUUGUGGGUAUGUGUGGUUUAAGUGCAAUAUCUUAUGUGACAUAUUUUGGUGGUUAUAUUAGAUUUUUUUGCUGUGGACUUCAAUUGUUUGUUAUGCUUCAACAGAGUAAAUGUAUUUUGAAAAUUCAGGAAGCACUUGUUUUUACAGUUUCAGAAAUGAUUAGGAGUAGUUUAUUGCUCAAAUGUAAUUUGUUUGUCCCAUCUUUAAGAAAAAUAAUAAGUUAUUUACUUUGUGCUGGCUGCAUGUGUGUGUAUGUUAAUGUUUGAUGUACAAGCAAAUUCAACUUUUAAAAAAAAUCUUUAAAUUGUCAUUUGAUGGUAGAAUCUCCAAAUUGAUGGUGGUUUAAGUUCCCAGAUUUUAUUUUACUGAUAGUAAUGAUGAUAAACCUAACUUGUGAGUCUUAAUAUUUUCUUCCUAUUCCUGUGGAUAUUGUAAUGUUUGGCAGUUGUUAAUUUCAAAGGUAAAAAUUUAAAAAUGCAUCCAAACUAUGAAAUGGUCUUGCAAAGUAAAUUAUGUUAUCAUAAUUAACAUCUUGCCACAGAGGAAAAAUAAAUAUUUUGAAUGUGCCUAUAUCAGCAUAUUUGUCGGUGUAUAUUGAGCUGUAAAACUAGGAAAAUUGUUGCAUGACAACUAAUGUGAACAUUUUAAUUCUAAAGAUCUGCGUACCUUUUCUUUCUUCUGAUCAAGAUCAUUUAUCUUUGACUUAUAUGACUAAGUUGUGUCUUCUUAUUUCUGGACCUUAGCUGCACACAUUUUUAUGUUUCUGAAUGUUUGUAUUAUAGUAUUUUCAUUUCUUUAUGUAUAUAUUCUAGUAUUUUUACUUGUCUUCUUUUUCUAUUUUUUUAAAUUCAAAUCUUCAUUUUGUAGACUUAUAAUUUGAUAUCCCUUUCUUGUUGAGAUAUACUGAAUUCACAUAGUAUCUUCAAUUUUCUUUCUGACUUUAAUAUCUAGUCCCCAUAAUUUUGAACCAAGUAUAUCUGUGGAUAUAAUUCCCUACAAUUCUCACUUGUUUCUUAUCCUUCAGCUGAAAUUUUAGAUUAUUUACAGUUCCGAAUACAUUUACAUACCUCUGCAAUUGGACCAUUCUAAAUUUACUUUUGUCUUGAGCCUCACUAUCUGAUGCAUUUACUUAUCGGCCCGAUUCUUCUGAAUGGAAUUUGAGUUCUUUUCAAUAAAUUUUUUUAUCUUGAAAUAUUGUAUAAAAGAGCGAUGAGAAGUAACACACAUUAUUGCCACACAAAGAACACAUGGAAAUGUUGUGGAUAUUCAGUAACGGAGUUGUAUUUGUUACUUAACUGCAUCAUAUGCUAAGGUAUUUUACUUUUAUCUGUAAUACUACUUAUAUAUUAACUUAUUUUUAGUUCUUAUUCUUGCCAACACUACUGACAACUACUGUGUUUUCAUUACAAAUCAUAAAAAAUAACCAGAAUUGUGACAUAAUUCACCUAAAGAUAUAUUAAUUGUGAAAAACAGAUUAUGUAGUAUUACUUGGAGAUGUGUCACAGAAGAGAAUUUUCUGAAGGUAACAGAAACAGAAUUGAAAUUGAAAUCAUAAGGAUGAUUUUUUUUUUCCAAAGAUGCUUAUGGAAAUAAGAAAAUAGGAAGUCAACUUACCCUAGUUUGUUUAAUUGUUACCAAAGAUCAAGCCCAGUGUAAAUUUUGGUUUGGUUUGAAAGUAGUCAAUUCUCCUCGAGUAUCUACACAUCUGCCACAUGUUAUUUUAACAAGACUCAUCCAUGAUAGCUUUAUUCCUACUGAUAUUGUUAGUAAUAUUUCAGCAUGCAUGUAGCAGAUCUUUACACUGCCCGGCAUGUUUCCGGAUAAUAUUUUUAUACAUCCAUUGUUUUUUUACUGUGUGUUGCAUGUGAACAAAUGUAUAUGUGUAAAUUUCAAAAGGAGUGCAUUAGGCAGGAGUUCUAUAUUUAAAUAUCUACUUUUCUGUUCAAAGUUAAUGUCCAAUUACCUUAUCCAUCAUUCGUGUUCCUCUUAAUUUUGUGAGAAAUGUAGACAUGUACAUUAAGCAAUUUUACCUCUGAAAAAUACAAUAACCUUUUGUUGAUCUCUGAAUCAGCUCGAAAGCCCUUUUAGCCACUUUUCAAGUACUAUUUGGCUCAGUUUGUAAUAAAUUGCUGUGGAAUCCACAGAAAUAAAUUCCCUCUGUUAAAAAUAUUGACAUAAUAUUUUGAUGAAAUAAAGACAUUGAACAUCCCAAACACUUUCUCU
Messenger RNA from Gryllus bimaculatus (two-spotted cricket), 3496 nucleotides. The record is from the annotation of a GenBank genome assembly. NCBI's taxonomy places the organism in Eukaryota, Metazoa, Arthropoda, Insecta, Orthoptera, Gryllidae.